UUCACUCACUGCUGUAAUACAUGGGCCCUUACAACUAGAUAAAAUCAUAUCAUGUAAUCAUCAUUUAAUAUUUUCCACUCUCUUUCUUCAAUCAAUAUUCCUUUCCCAACAUGUGAAUAACAGCAAAAACAAAGUUAAGGAGAACUGGUUUCAAUUCUUGCUCAAAAUGAGCCAGUGUGUUCCUAGUUGGGAAGUUGACGAAAAUCCACAAUCCCAUGCAAGAUCAGCCUCUCUUCGCUCCAACUCUAACUCAACUGCCCCUCAUGAUGUUCCCAUGUUGGACUAUGAUGUUGCAGAACUGACAUGGGAAAAUGGACAACUUUCUAUGCAUGGAUUAGGGUUACCAAGAGCGCCGGUUAAGCCUUUAACAACCGCGCCUUCCAAGGAAACAUGGGAAAAGCCUCGUGGUAGCGGCACCUUGGAGUCCAUAGUGAACCAAGCCACUAGCUUUCCACAUAACGGUAAACCACCGUUUCUCGCCGCGGGUGGCGGUGUUUGCGGGAACAACAUGUUAGUCCCGUGGCUUGACCCACAACGCGCUGCAGCCAUUGCUGCUGCUACAGCGACAACCAAUAGCAUGGUUGUGGAUGCGUUGGUUCCCUGCUCCAAUCUUAAAAAGGAGCAGAGACUCCAUGCACGCGAUCCAAUUCCUUUAAGAGGUAUUGGAUCGUGCAUGGUUGGUGGCCCCACGCCCGUGGGGUCUUGUAGCGCUGUCAGGGCUACAACGCAGGAGGAAGGCGGGAUCUUUGCCGGGGCAAAACGCGGAAGAGUGACACAUGUUGCGGGGAGCGGAAGGGAUCAGAGUAUGAGUAACAGCGCGACUUUUGGGAGGCAAAGCCAACAAGUGACGUUAGAUACAUAUGACAGGGAAUUUGGCAUGACUGGUUUCACUUCAACUUCAAUAGCAUCCAUGGAAAACACCAGCUCUGAUAAGCAGUGCACCAGAACCACAACCGUAGAUGACCAUGAUUCUGUUUGCCACAGUAGACCAACUAGGGAUGAUGCUGAAGAGGAUGAUAAAAAGAGAGAAAAUAGAAAAUCAUCGGUGUCCACUAAACGGAGCAGAGCUGCAGCUAUACACAACCAAUCUGAAAGGAAAAGGAGGGAUAAGAUAAACCAGAGAAUGAAGACAUUGCAAAAGUUGGUCCCAAAUUCCAGCAAGACGGAUAAAGCUUCCAUGUUGGAUGAGGUGAUAGAAUAUCUGAAACAAUUGCAAGCACAAGUGAACAUGGUGAAUAGAUUCAACAUGUCAUCUAUGAUGAUGCCGAUGACCAUGCAGCAACAACUUCAAAUGUCGAUGAUGAAUCCGAUGGGCAUGGGAAUGGGGCCGAUGGGCAUGGCUGGGAUGGGCAUGGGCAUGGGGAUGGGAAUGGGAAUGGAUAUGAACCCUAUGAAUCGAGCUAACAUCCCUGGAAUGCCUCAAGUUCUCCACCCUUCAGCAUUCAUGCAUAUGCCUGCAUGGGAUGCUGGCGCCGCUGCCACUGCCACCGACCGACUCCAAGGGCCUCCGGCAACGGGGAUGGCUGACCCUAUGUCAACAUUUUUUGGAUGCCAAUCACAGCCCAUGACAAUGGAGGCAUAUAGUAGGAUUGCUGCCAUGUAUCAGCAGAUGCAGCAACAACCUCCAGCAGCACCAGGUUCAAAGGCUUGAGCUACAAGUUAAUAUCUUGUUGGUGUUAAUUAGCACCAACAAGAAUAUAUAUAAUCUGUAUUUAUUUUUUUGUGAGAAACUAAAAUGUAUAUUAGUUCCAACAAAAGUUAUUAUGAGAAUAAAUAUACUGCCUUAUCUUGGGGUGUACCACUUAUAAAGACUAAUUUCAUGGCUU
This is a messenger RNA of Lathyrus oleraceus (garden pea), 1826 nucleotides long. Its product is annotated as transcription factor UNE10. Bases 167 to 1651 code for a protein of 494 amino acids. NCBI's taxonomy places the organism in Eukaryota, Viridiplantae, Streptophyta, Magnoliopsida, Fabales, Fabaceae. Gene Ontology annotation, cellular component: nucleus. Gene Ontology annotation, molecular function: protein dimerization activity. The transcript has 6 exons. The record is from RefSeq and is a predicted model, not a curated record.